CACAGGCAGCGAAUCCCGGCUGUUGUCUGGAGGAUUUCGUGCGCUGGUAUUCUCCGAGAGAUUACGUGGAGGAGGAAGGGGUGGAGGCGGGAGAGACGGUCAUACGGGGCGACCGGAGCCCCCGCAUGAAGAUCCCGGGGAACAUGUGGGUGGAGGCCUGGGAGACGGCCAAAGCCACGCCGGCCCGCCGACAGAAGAGGCUGUUCGACGACACCAAAGAGGCUGAGAAGGUGCUGCAUUACCUGUCGCAGCAGAAAGCGUCGGAUCUGACGCGGCACCUGAUGCCCUGUGUGCUGCACGCGGCUCUGCUCAAGAUCAAGGAGGAAGAGGCGACUGAAGACAUCGCGUCGGUGCGUAAAGCUCUGCAGCAGGUCACCGCUCACGCCAGCAAACUGCUGCGGCACCCCAACCCUGACUUCAAGAAGCUGGAGGACGUCAUCGUUCAGAUGAGCGCGGUGGAGGCCGUCAUCGCCUGCGCCCGAUCGCUCAAGGCCAAGUUUGGCAUCACCGGAGGACAGCGGGAGGACGACGCUGACGAGCUGGAGAGGUUUGUCAGCUGUUUGCUGGAGGAACCCGAGGUUUCUGUGGUUGGAGCCGGACGAGGACCUGCUGGAAACAUCAUUCAUAAGCUGUUCGUCAGCUCUCAGCGGUUGGUCGACUCCAGCGACGAGGCCGCUCUGCUGGCGCCGCUGGAGGACGAGGCGGGUCGUUCUGGAGGGACAGACGACAGGAAAGCGGUUCCAGAUUUCCCGCCCCCUGCUGGACGGGAGGUUCUGCUGCGCACCUGUGUGCCGCGGCCCGCGCCGUACUCCAAAGCCCUGCCGCAGCGGCUCUUCUGCGUGCUGACCCGAGACGAGUUCAGGCUCGCCGGCGUCUUUUCCUCCGACACCUCCUUCUUCUGAGCGAUCGACGAGAAACGGCACGAAACCAGGCCGCUGGUGCUGGAGUCCUGUUCUUACAGGGACAUUCUAAAACGCUUCACGUGAAACACGCUUAACGUGGCUUAAUGCCUUAAUACAGAGUUUUUAAAAGACCAAACUCAGUAAACACAUUAUUAAUAAAUCAUACUAUAUACAGACAAGCAGAG
Molecule: messenger RNA, 1087 nt
Organism: Sinocyclocheilus rhinocerous
Lineage: Eukaryota; Metazoa; Chordata; Actinopteri; Cypriniformes; Cyprinidae
Product: rab3 GTPase-activating protein catalytic subunit-like
Exons: 8
Coding region: 126-902 (258 amino acids)
Biological process (GO): positive regulation of GTPase activity
Molecular function (GO): GTPase activator activity
Source: RefSeq, a predicted model, not a curated record